GAUCCUUGCUGGCCGGGCCGUGUGUGGUGGGCACGACCCGCCCGGGCUGUGCGCAGGGGACGCGAGACGGCCGCCCCAGCGCCGCUAUUGUCGUUUCCUCCCCCGCAGGAUGAACUUGCGCUCUUGAUCUUCUCUGCCAUGGAAUUCCGCUCCGUGCUUUUAGCCUUCCAGAACCAAAGAAGCCACAGACAACAGAUGCCCCUAUGCAGCGUAUAGCAGUAACUUCCCAGUUCGGUUUCUGUGCCGUCGUUUACAGUAUUUAACUUUAUAUAAUAUAUGUUAUUUAUUAUAGUAUUUCCAUACCUCAUUUUGUGUUUACACAUCUUCAAAGCUGCACAGUAAUUCACGUAUUGAUUAAAUACCACUACACUCUAAGAAUGGCAUCUACCAUGGCGACGCUGAUUACCACUACCGCCACUUCCGGUCCGUUGGUGGACUACCUAUGGAUGCUUAUCCUGGGCUUCAUUAUUGCCUUUAUCUUGGCUUUCUCCGUGGGAGCCAAUGAUGUAGCAAAUUCCUUUGGUACAGCUGUGGGCUCAGGUGUAGUGACCCUGAAGCAAGCCUGCAUCCUAGCUAGCAUCUUUGAAACUGUGGGCUCUGUCUUACUGGGGGCCAAAGUGAGCGAAACCAUCCGGAAGGGCUUGAUUGAUGUGGAGAUGUACAACUCGACCCAGCAGCUGCUGAUGGCCGGCUCAGUUAGCGCUAUGUUUGGUUCUGCUGUGUGGCAGCUCGUGGCUUCGUUUUUGAAGCUUCCCAUUUCUGGGACCCAUUGCAUUGUUGGUGCAACCAUUGGUUUCUCCCUGGUGGCGAAGGGACAGGAGGGCGUCAAGUGGUCUGAACUGAUAAAAAUCGUGAUGUCUUGGUUUGUUUCUCCGCUGCUUUCCGGGAUUAUGUCUGGAAUCUUAUUCUUCCUUGUUCGUGCAUUCAUCCUCUGUAAGGCAGAUCCAGUUCCUAAUGGUUUGAGAGCUUUGCCAGUUUUCUAUGCCUGCACAGUUGGAAUAAACCUUUUUUCCAUCAUGUAUACUGGAGCACCCUUGCUGGGCUUUGACAAACUUCCUCUGUGGGGUACCAUCCUCAUCUCGGUGGGCUGUGCAGUUUUCUGUGCCCUUAUCGUCUGGUUCUUUGUAUGUCCCAGGAUGAAGAGAAAAAUUGAACGAGAAAUAAAGUCCAGUCCUUCUGAAAGCCCCUUGAUGGAAAAAAAGAACAGCUUGAAAGAAGACCAUGAAGAAACAAAGUUGUCUCUUGCUGAUAUUGAAAGUAGAAGUCCUGUUUCUGACGUGGGGUCGGCCACUGUGCCCCUCCAGGCUGUGGUGGAGGAGAGGACGGUCUCAUUCAAGCUUGGAGACUUGGAGGAAGCUCCAGAGCGAGAGAGGCUUCCUAGCAUGGAGCUGAAAGAGGAAACCAGCAUAGAUAGUGCCAUGAAUGGUGCAGUGCAGUUGCCUAAUGGGAACCUUGUUCAGUUCAGUCAAGCAGUCAGCAACCAGAUGAACUCCAGCGGUCACUAUCAGUAUCACACCGUGCAUAAAGAUUCUGGCUUGUACAAAGAGCUUCUCCAUAAAUUACAUCUAGCCAAGGUGGGAGACUGCAUGGGAGACUCCGGUGACAAACCCUUGAGGCGCAAUAAUAGCUAUACUUCCUAUACUAUGGCAAUUUGUGGCAUGCCUCUGGAUUCAUUCCGUGCCAAAGAAGGUGAACAAAAAGGCGAAGAGAUGGAGAAGCUGACAUGGCCUGGUGCAGACACCAAGAAGCGAAUUCGCAUGGAUAGUUACACCAGUUACUGCAAUGCAGUGUCUGAUAUUCACUCUGCAUCUGAGAUGGACGUGAGUGUCAAGGGAGAAAUGGGCCUGGGCGACAGAAAAGGAAGUAGUGGCUCUCUAGAAGAAGAGUGGUAUGACCAAGAUAAACCAGAAGUGUCACUCCUCUUCCAGUUCCUGCAGAUCCUCACGGCCUGCUUCGGGUCGUUUGCCCAUGGCGGCAACGACGUGAGCAAUGCCAUUGGUCCUCUGGUUGCUUUGUAUCUGGUUUAUGAUACGGGAGAUGUGUCUUCAAAAAUAGCAACACCAAUAUGGCUUCUACUCUAUGGUGGUGUUGGAAUCUGUAUUGGCCUCUGGGUCUGGGGAAGGAGAGUUAUCCAGACCAUGGGAAAAGAUCUGACACCAAUCACCCCCUCUAGCGGCUUCAGUAUUGAACUGGCAUCUGCCCUCACUGUGGUAAUUGCAUCAAAUAUUGGCCUUCCCAUCAGUACAACACAUUGUAAAGUGGGCUCUGUUGUAUCCGUUGGCUGGCUCCGAUCUAAGAAGGCUGUUGAUUGGCGACUCUUCCGCAACAUUUUUAUGGCCUGGUUUGUGACAGUCCCCAUUUCGGGAGUUAUCAGUGCUGCUAUCAUGGCAGUCUUCAAAUAUGUCAUCCUCAGAGUGUGAAGUUGUUUGGGAUUAAAAUUUGUCAGUGUUUGGGUCCACCUUACGCAUUCCUGCUCCCUUGAAGAAUGACUGCAGUGUUACAGAAGACUGGCGGGGAGCUCUGGGAGGGAGGUGUUAUUGUGCUAUAAUUGCUUUUGUGCUAAAUAUGACUUGUCUCAAAAUUAGCUAUGUAAAAUAGCCACGUUUCCACCGGCUGCUGUCGAAGUCCCGUUUCCUUCUGGGCUGUGGAUUCCUGUACAUAUUUCUCUACUUUUUGUAUCAGGCUUCAAUUCCAUUAUGUUCUAAUGUUAAAAAAGAAAAAAAAAAAUCACAAGUUAACUUCAGAGACAGCAACCAUUCAGAGCCGUUUGACAGCCUGUGCUCUGCUUUGUUGAUUUCACCAGCUUCUGCCCUAAUGCGCACAGGGAUUUAACAACACAAGCUUAAACUGAAGCGCCCCUUGUAGUCUCUUAAAACAAAUCGUCAUUCGUGCUCUGCCCUCCUGUCAGAGUAGGGGCAGGUUCUGUUGGCAUACGUGGGAACUUCUAGAGGGAUGAGGUUCUUUGGACACAGUGAAAAUUUAAGUUAGUAGUAACUUUAAGAAGAAGUAGGAAGACAAAGACUUCCGGAAUCUUGGUUAUUUCUUUAAGAUUUUUGGCAGCUGGGAUGGAUGAAUGAAGUGGGAUGUGAAUUUCGGCAAGUUAAAUGGGACAGCCUUCCAUGUUCAUCUGUCUACCUCUUAACUGAAUAAAAAGCCUACAGUUUUUAGAGAA
Molecule: messenger RNA, 3172 nt
Organism: Loxodonta africana (African savanna elephant)
Lineage: Eukaryota; Metazoa; Chordata; Mammalia; Proboscidea; Elephantidae
Gene: SLC20A1
Product: solute carrier family 20 member 1
Exons: 10
Coding region: 378-2420 (680 amino acids)
Biological process (GO): phosphate ion transmembrane transport
Cellular component (GO): membrane
Molecular function (GO): phosphate transmembrane transporter activity
Source: RefSeq, a predicted model, not a curated record